AUGAAGGCCGCGCAGCGUGCGAAAGGCCUGCGCCUCUCGGUGCAGCAGAGCGUCGAAUGCGACAUGGACCUGGGCGAACUGCCUUCCACCCCGAUAAAAGAGACGGCCGCCGGCCUGGGAUCCGAUGUCCAGCUCUUUUCGCCACCGCGCUCCCGCUUCGUCCCUGGCCUCGACCCUGUGCUGCUCUCGCCGUCGUGCAACACCCUCCGCUUCAAGAGAUCACACCGCGGCCGCACUGCCCCUCUCGGAAAGGCGCUCUCCACCGACCUGGACGAGUCGGCCUUGCCCGUGGCCUCGUCGCAGCCGGUCGCCCAAGGUGAUCGCACUCCCCAGCUACCUCGCCAAGAGUCGCCCUGCUUCGAGCGCGAGCACGGAAGCGUCCCUGCCACCCCAUCCCGCGACAUCCAGCCACUCCGCAACGGAUCUCUGCCCCAGACGCCGCCGCGAACGGACAAGAUGCAGCGAGCUCGCUCCCUGACCAACGACUCGCGCGGCCAUCCCUACUUCCACUACCCGACCCCGGUGACGCCGAGCCGCUACGUCGGGGGCAUCUGGCGCUCGGUGUCGUCGUCUCCAGUGUCGCGGGGUGCCUUCUUCCCGUCUCCGUCUCCGUCGACGUUUUCGACCCCUACACACUCGCUCUCCCGCACCAGCUCCUUGCGCUCGACGGCGGAACAGGAAGAAUGGUUGCCGCCUUCGCCGCCGUCUGCAUUCGGCCAGGCGCCAAUGUACGGCAUGGCGUCCGGCCCUGGCUACCGAGAUGACACAUUCUGGACAAGCCAGGUGCCUCUACGAGCCUCUCCUCGCAAGCAGAGUCACCCGAAAACGCCAACGCAGCCGGCUCCCUACCCGGUUGUUACCUUGACGAGCCCCUCUCACGCCGCCCGCUUCUGGCAGACCCCGAUCCAACCCGGAAAACACAACGCUCUCGCUCUCUCGACGACACCUAUGGAUUCGCAGAUGUUUCUUCACCAACCCUACCCGUCUCCGCUGCCCGGCUCGUUCGCCCUCGAUCCGGAGCCGACGGAUGUACAGCUGAUGCGCAUCGAAGACCUCCUGCUGGAGGAGCGCGCGGGAGAGGACAGCAAAAAGGCGCUGCAUGUCGCCCCAAUGCAAACCAGGAUGGAGCCGACGAUCACGAGGCAGCCGAAGCUGGAGCCCGCCGCUGCCUCCGAGGUUCGCGUUCGCGGGCCGACGCUCCGCGCACCUGCCGAAGGCGACUCUGGAGAGAUCUUCACCAACCCCACGGCCAUGCGAGCGGAGCUUCUCGACGCCGAUGGCGAUUCGCUUUCCUGCGAGCUGCAGAGCACCACGCACAACUGCUUCAUUGUCGUCGACGGCAAGUGGGCCUGCUACCGCCGCAACUACCUCAAGAUCGACACCUCUUGCAGCGUCAUGAAGCGCGCCAGUGGCCAACUUGCCGAGUCAACUCGGUACUUUGUCAGGCAGCACGGCUCGUCCGAUCUCCGCACCGUCUCUCACUUCACCGUCGGGCUAUCGGCGCACAUCGCCGACCAUCUGGGCGGCGUCAGCGAGCUUCCGCAGCACGAGAUCCCCCUGAUUCAAUUUGGGCCGGCUCGCGAGCGAGGACCGCGAACCGAAGUGUACCCGCGCCAGCUCGAACUCAGCGGCGAGCCAGCAGCCGGCGAGCGCAGCCCUCUAGCCGCGGACCGCGUCGCUGCCUUCCGCAGGAUCCAGAUCCGCUCGGCGACGCUCAACAACGGACAGAGGGGCCAUGCUGGGCAGCAGUACUUUGCGCUCAAGCUGACGCUCUACGCUCACCUCCAGCCGGUGCUGGAUCCUCGCAGCGGCACGGCCAUCCGCCGAUCUCGACGCAUCGGCGCAGCGGCGAGCGCGGGCAGGGCCACCCACGCUGCCACUGCCACUUCCGCCGCCGCCGCCGCCGCCACUGACCCGGUGGCCGGCACGAUCGUCGAGGUGGCAUGCACCGUUUCGCAGCCCAUCACCGUCCGCGGACGCUCCAAGAUGCACUACCAGGCGCUCUCGGAGCAGCGAGCCCGGCAACGGCUGCAGGGCGAGCCUGGCAAGGUCACCGCUGUCAAGAUGCGGGCAGGCACGGUUGGCGCACAGACGCGCACCGAGAUCGACCCCGACUCGAGAGUUGGCUCUGCGACGAGCUGCGGGAUGGGCUCCUCGUCGACGAAUCUCGAUGUUCCGGUCCGGAGCCUUAGCAGCAGCAGCAGCAGCAGCAGCAGCGACUGCUCCGACUUCUCCUUUGACAGCGACAACGACGGCGACGGCGACGGAGACCGGCGCCGAACCGACACGCUGAUGGCCGCGGAAGCGUCUCUGCCCUCGUCGCCGACGCCUGCCCAGCUGCAGAGCCGCCGGCCCUAUGUGAUGGACAUCCGCAACGUCAUCUGA
Messenger RNA from Pseudozyma flocculosa PF-1, 2385 nucleotides. RefSeq lists its product as uncharacterized. Bases 1 to 2385 code for a protein of 794 amino acids. The record is from RefSeq and is a predicted model, not a curated record. Gene Ontology annotation, cellular component: nuclear chromosome. Gene Ontology annotation, biological process: positive regulation of transcription by RNA polymerase II; meiotic cell cycle. Gene Ontology annotation, molecular function: DNA binding; DNA-binding transcription factor activity. The transcript is spliced from 5 exons. Lineage: Eukaryota; Fungi; Basidiomycota; Ustilaginomycetes; Ustilaginales; Ustilaginaceae.